AUGCAGUCGGGAAUCUCGGUCUCCUCGGAGCUUCAGGAUGCAUUCAGUCGUUUCAGCUCCGAUAACUCGAUUUUCUGUCUUCCGGUAACCAUCACAGGAGAGCGCCUGACUCCGCUCGAUUCAAUUCCCUUUUCUGGCUCUUCCUCCGGCCCAGAUGCAUUCUUCGCCUCGCUAUCUCAGGUCUCUCCUAUCCUACAGCCCAAGACGCCGAUCUAUCUCCUGCUCCGCCGCCCACUCCCAACCAAGACCACCCUCGUCGCCUUGACCUAUAUUCCAUCCAAUGCCCCCGUACGCCCCAAAAUGCUGUUUGCCUCGACCCGCUCAACGUUGGUCCGGGAGCUUGGAACCGAGAAGUUCGACGACACGGUGUUCGCCACGGAAGAGGACGAGAUUGUAGGCCAGGAUGCUUGGCUCGAGCGCGAUGGCGAUAAGGCUGGUGUUGGCCGUGAAGCCCUCAUGGGCGACAAGGAGCGUGAGCUCGAAAAGGUUCGCAGGGCAGAGGCGGAGGCCCGCAGCGGCACGCCGCAGCGAGAUAUCGGCAUCGGAGGCACAUUCGGGCCUGGCACGGGAUCCGGCAUGAGAGUGUCUAUGCCGGUUGAUGACGCCGCGAAGGCGGCUUUGAAGGAACUGCAAGACGGAGGCCUCGUACAACUGGUAUGGAAACUCGCCCUCUUACUUUGCUGGCUACGAGUCUACAUGGAUUCGACGGGACAUGGAGGAAAAUGUUUCAUUUGCAGAGCUAAUGUUGGAAUUAUGAUGCAGACCGUUGAUAUCCCCACGGAGACGAUUACGCUUGCCGACACCCAGUCUGGUGUCCAAGCCGACUCCGUUGCCACCUACAUCUCUUCCUCGUCGCCCCGGUAUUCCUUCUAUCACUAUCCCGGCUCGGACGUGGUGGUGUUCGUGUACACUUGUCCCACUGGAUCGUCGAUUAAGGAGCGCAUGCUGCAUGCAAGCUCGCGGAGGAAUGCCCUCACGAUUGCUGAAGGGGAAGGACUCAAGAUCACGAAAAAGAUCGAGGCGUCGGGGCCAGACGAGAUCACUGGAGACCGGCUGAGGGAAGAGGUGCACCCGGCACAGGAUCAGGGUCCUGCGCGGGGAUUUGCUCGCCCUAGACGUCCAGGCCGGUAA
Messenger RNA from Penicillium canariense, 1131 nucleotides. RefSeq names its product twinfilin. Gene Ontology annotation, biological process: barbed-end actin filament capping; actin filament depolymerization. Bases 1 to 1131 code for a protein of 376 amino acids. Gene Ontology annotation, molecular function: actin filament binding; actin monomer binding. The transcript is spliced from 3 exons. Gene Ontology annotation, cellular component: cytoplasm; actin filament. NCBI's taxonomy places the organism in Eukaryota, Fungi, Ascomycota, Eurotiomycetes, Eurotiales, Aspergillaceae. The record is from RefSeq and is a predicted model, not a curated record.